Molecule: messenger RNA, 3871 nt
Organism: Cheilinus undulatus (humphead wrasse)
Lineage: Eukaryota; Metazoa; Chordata; Actinopteri; Labriformes; Labridae
Product: MICAL-like protein 1
Exons: 16
Coding region: 367-3420 (1017 amino acids)
Molecular function (GO): protein binding
Source: RefSeq, a predicted model, not a curated record
ACGAGGACUACGGCCAAGUAACGUGAUUUUAUUGAAAUUUGCGCCUCUUCAGUCACAGGGACUGAGAUUUAUCAGAGAAAUGCUGAAGUUUAGAAGUCAUUUAACUUUGUUUAAAGUCUCCUUGGAGGAGAAAAGAGACCGGGGUUACCGUAGGUGAAGGAAACCGUUAACCUAAGUUCGGAGGCUGCGUGCAGACAUUGAAGCGGUUAAAAUCGCCUCACAGGCGCCGACUGAAACUCUUACCACGACAAAAUCAACACAACCUGGUUUUCUGCAUGAAGAGAAGUGAAUUGAAGAUGCUGGUUUCCUGUUUCCUCUACAAAGGUUUGAUUCAUCUCUCCUAAAGCAUUAUGUUCAACAUCGCACAUGUCAAACCUCGCUCAAGAAAUGACUUCACCGAAGACUGUACGAGAAUGGUGCCGUCUCACCUGCGCCAGGUACCCCGACGUGGAGAUCAAGAACAUGUCAACGUCGUUCAGGGAUGGACUGGCUUUCUGUGCCAUCAUCCACAGACACAGACCUGACCUCAUAGAUUUCAGCUCGCUGUCCAAAGAUAACAUUUAUCAAAAUAACAAACUGGCAUUUGAGAUCGCAGAAACAAAGCUGGGGAUCCCUGUGUUACUGGACCCAAACGAUCUGGUGUCUAAUGAAGUGCCUGAUUGUCUGAGCAUCAUCACCUAUGUCUACCAGUACUAUCACUUCUUCAACAGAAAAUCCUACGCAGGUCCUGCGAGUUUAAAGUCAUCACAUGUCUCCAUCUUAAACAGUCUCACAAGGAGUAAAAGCUCUGGUGGUCUGAAACCUCGUAAGAGCCAGUCUGAUCUAAAAAUCAGUGGAGAAGAUCAUUUGUCCACCGCGAGGGCCUUCAAAGUGUGCAGCUUGUGUUUUAAGCCUGUCCACCUCAUUCAGAGACAUCUGAUUGACGGAAAGAUCUACCAUCGCAGCUGUUUCAGGUGCCAACUCUGCCACAGCAAUCUUUUAUCGGGCUCCUACACAAAGGGAAGUGAUGCUGGUUUCUUGUUCUGCAAUCAUCAUUUAACAGAAAGUAAAACUACUCAGGUUGACCUCAAUCAGAGGAUUGGAUGUUCUGAAACUCAACCUGAAUGUAAGUUUGAGGAAGUUUGUUUGUCUCUGGGGGGGUCGCCAAUCCUCAGCGUCCCUUAUUACACUAAAAAAACAGAGUCACAAGACAGACUGGUUUGUCAAACAGAAGUAAAGGUGAAAGAAAAGGAAAAUAGAGACAUCACUGUUGGACUGAAGAGAGUAGUGAAGAAGCCAGCGCGUCUCCAUCGUCCUCCUUCCAGUGUUCAACACAGCAGGGCUGCAGAAUCUGUAGUCAUCCCUGCAGAGAGCAUCUCACAACAAGAGGAGAAACAGACUCAGGAGCUCUCUGAGCUCUUCCCAGCCUGUGCACGAGUAACAGAAGGACAGAGCCGUCCAGUCCCAGCUCCCAGACGAAUGCUGGACCCCUCAGCAGUCCCUGUUCCUGCAGCCAGGAACAAAACACCCCAAGCAGAUGGAGCCACAGCUGCAGAAAAUGAAAAAAGCAACCAAGACAAAAGUUCACCUUCAUCAUCACACAUCAGCAGCAGCCCCUCCAGCUCCAAUGGAAGCCCUAAAGUGAUAACAAACCAUCCAUGGCUGAACAUCAUCCACCCUGGACCCUGGACACAGCUGCCUCCGGCUCCAGCUCCUAUACCCACUCCUCGAUCCAAAUUCAGCCAAAGGUGCAAACCGAGAUUCUUUCCUCCCAACCCGUUUGCAGAAGAUGUUGAUGCAGAAACCAAAACCGAGCGCAAAACAGUGGCGGCUGCACCGUCAGGGAACAGUGGCAGCAGAGACAUCACGUCUCCAAAUCCUUUUGCAGAAGAUUUUGAGAAGGAACCCAAAACAGAGAGGACAGAUGUAACGACGCUUGCUGUGGCAGCCAUUCAUUUAGAGAACAAAGAUGAUGUUUCUCUGAAUCCUUUUGCAGAGGAUAUGGACGAGGACACGAAAACUGAGAGUGCAGAAAAAACUAUGCUUGCAGUGGAUUUGACAGACAGUAGCAAUGUGAUGGAUAAACCUGGAAACAGAGAUCUUGGUUCUUUAAAUCCAUUUGCUGAAGAUAUGGAUGAGAAUAUUCCAGAUGAGGGGGCGAAACCAGCUGGAUUGAACCAAACUAAGCCUGCAGUUGCAGCUGUAUCUUUAGGAGGCUGUAGUGAUGUUGCCAGUAAAUCAGAAGACAAAGAUCUUGGCUCUCUUAAUCCAUUCGCAGAGUAUUUGGAUGAGCAAACGUUGGACGAGGCCCCAAAGCCAGACGAUGCAAACUUAAUUAAGCUUUCAGAUCCAGCUGUGCAGACAACAAAUACUGAGCAUGUGAUGGAUAACUCAAGGAGUAAGGAUGCUGUCAUUUGUUCAGCUGAUGUUGGAGAAACAGCCCUUACAUCUGAGAAAAAGGACGCUCCUGAUGCCAUUUACGUCCCAGCAGAGGGAGCAAUCGCCAUUAUGUUGACAGCGCAAACAAGUCAGCCAGUUAAAGAAUCAAACCAGGCUGGCGUGACAGUUUUACAUGAAUCUGCAAACAUGGGAGGUUCUCUUCAAAACGUGAACGAAGCAGCAGCUUGGCCUCAUGCAGCUCCAGAUGGAGCACAGACUUACAUUUUACCCAGAAGCCUCUCUGUGCCGGCGAUCACCCACUGUCAGUACACUGCUCUCCCCUCCUCAUCUCAAAGUCAGGUGGUCUGCAAAGAGAACCCUUUUGAUCGUAAACCUGUGAUGCGCAAAUCGAAGACUUUUCAGUCCCUCCCAUCCAGACGAGGCCCCGCUCCUGGACAUGGAUUCCCUCUAAUUAGAAGAAAGGUGCAGACAGACCAGAAUAUUUCCACAGAAGAUCUGCGGGUGGAGAUGAGAGAGCUGGAUAAACAUCUGCAGACACUGGAACAAAGAGGAAUCCAACUGGAGAGAAAUCUGAGAGUCUGCAAGAAUGAUAAAGAGGAGGAACAGAUGCUGACUGAGUGGUUCUCUCUUGUCCAUGAGAGAAACGCUCUGGUACGCAGAGAUACAGAGCUAGUUUAUCUUGCAAAGCAGCAAAAGUUAGAGGAGAGACAGGCUGACGUGGAGUUCAGACUCAGAUGUCUCCUAAAUAAACCAGAGGGAGAGUGGAGUGACGAAGAUCGAAGUGAAGAGCAACAGCUGAUGAAUGAGCUGGUCGCCAUCAUCGAUGAGAGGAACCAGAUCAUCAGCAGCUUGGAUGAGGACAGGCUCAGGGAAAGAGAAGAAGACAUGCUUCUGGAUGACAUGAUGAAGGACAAAGAGCUUCAGAAAGAAGGACUCAAAGAGCUGAAGAAGUCCAGAGGCAAGUUCAAGCCCACCAAAGUUUUUAAGAUGCUGAACCAUAAAACAGACGACACAAAGGACGGCGUGGAAAGAAAGAGCUGAUAAAAUACAGAGACUCGUUCAAACAAGCUCUUCUGUUUUAAACAUGUUCAUAGUUUUGUUUGAAAUGAUCUGGGUCUGAAAUCAUAUACUAAUUUUAUAAAAUACAGCCCUGAAUUAUUAACAACAUGAAUCAUUUUCUUUGUUUACAUGUUAGUGUCAGUGUACAGUAUGUUUUCCUUUCAGUGUUCUUCUCUAAUCUCCUAUGCAAUCACUUUUUUAGUCCUCUAUUUUAUACUGUUUCAUACUUGAAUAACUUGAGGUAUGCAUAUGCAAAAAAUAUGGUGCAAAGUUGUAUAUCUUGUCCUUUUUGAUUUAGUAUUUUUUUUAUUUACAUUUGCUUUAUUAGGAGCUGAGUAUCUGCUUUGUUUACAAGUGCAUUUAAAUUCACUCAAUUGCAUAUAAAAGCACAAAAACAACAAACUCCUCUUGUGAUUUGAUUAAUAAAAAUAAC